UUGUUGUUUAGCAAUAACAAUGAGCGGCUCGCAAUUAUUCCCCGUGAAUCUGAACAAUCUGACCGCAAAGGAGCGACACAACUAUAUCCUCAACCACUACGUGCUCAACUCCCCGGCGGAGGCUGAAUCCCGCCGCCACAAGCGGGACAUCGAUGUGAUACGGGAGAACCACCGCUUUCUGUGGGAUGAUGAAGAGGCGGACACCGAUUCCCUCAGCUGGGAGCAGCGCUUGGCCCUGCGCUACUACAAGAAGCUGUUCAAGGAGUACUGCAUUGCCGAUCUGUCCCGGUACAAGGAGAACAAGAUAGCGCUGCGCUGGCGAACGGAGCAGGAGGUGGUCACCGGGACCGGGCAGUUCCAGUGCGGCAGUCGGCACUGCGGGGAGCGGGAGAAUCUCCGCAGCUGGGAGGUGAACUUCAAGUACAUCGAAAAGGGUGCGCCCUUAAAUGCGCUGGUUAAGGUGCGCCUUUGUCCCACGCACACGGAUCAGCUUAACUAUCGCACCAAGAAGAGGGAGUACAAGAAGCAGCGAAGGAGGGCCAAGGAGGAACGACGGGCUGAGCGAAAACGAAAGCGUCGCAGGCUGGAUGACGAACAAGAGAGUUCCACAGAUAGCGAAGAAGAGGAGGAGGAGGCUGGAAAAUCCGCCACCGAAUCCCAACCAGAAACAAACGAGGUGCCCACCACCGAAGACACCCCGGCUGACGAUCAGAUCUGGCAGCAACAGCCCGAUCUCGGUCAGGAGCAAACCUCCAGGGAGCAGGAGUUCGAGCGCUACCUAGAGGAUCUCCUUUUUUAAAAUACAUAGCACAUUUAUUUGGAUUCAACGUA
Drosophila subpulchrella is the source of this 831-nucleotide messenger RNA. RefSeq names its product protein FRA10AC1 homolog. The record is from RefSeq and is a predicted model, not a curated record. The coding region runs from base 20 to 799 and encodes 259 amino acids. Gene Ontology annotation, biological process: dephosphorylation. NCBI's taxonomy places the organism in Eukaryota, Metazoa, Arthropoda, Insecta, Diptera, Drosophilidae. The transcript is spliced from 2 exons. Gene Ontology annotation, molecular function: phosphatase activity.